CGCCAUGGAUCACGUGAAACUGGUGAACGACCCCAUAGAUAUCGCCCAUAUCCAUCAGUUGCUGGCCGAUGAAGGCUGUGGAGCCUCGUCCGUUUUCGUGGGCACUACGCGCGAUAAUUUUCAAGGAAAAAAGGUGCUUUCAUUGGCGUACGAGGCCUACGAUAGCAUGGCACUCAAGGAAAUGAAUAAAAUCUGCUCAGAUCUCCGAUCUAAGUGGCUCGAUCUAAAGCACAUAGUCAUAUAUCAUCGAUUGGGAACAGUGCCCGUAUGCGAAGCCAGUGUAGUUAUAGCCGCCUCGUCACCACAUCGUUCUGAGGCCUUAGAAUCAGUAUCUUUUGCAAUAGACCAGCUAAAAACUCGGGUUCCCAUCUGGAAAAAGGAAAUUUACGAGGGCGAUAACGACGGCGAAUGGAAGGAGAACAAGGAGUCCAUCAGGCCUAAGAAAUCGAAAAGUGGCUUCAACUACGCAGCUUGUCCCUGCAAAGUGGAGGAGUCACAUGACGUCCCGCGAACUCUGGUGCAAAUUAGAGUUAAUGACGCUGAGUUAACCAAGCGUUUAGAAUGUUUUGUCAACAGAAAACGAGACGAAAUAAACUCACAAAAUGUAAUUGACUUCAAAUCGUCUUUUGUCAGCUCAGACAAAGACUUGAGCGACUCCUGCGCUCGAACGCAGAGCACAAUUAUCAAACAGGAGCAGUCAAAUUGCCAUUUAAAAGUUCGACGAGUAAACAAUCGCUGCGGACCUCAACAAAUGGAAAUGCGACCCAACUACGAACUCGAACUGAAUAAACUAAUGGGAUCGCGUGACGGUCAAACGGAUCCAAUCAAAGAAAUGAGGAAAUCGCUACCCAAUUCACGACUACAGGCAAUUGAAUCGUACAUGGGCCUAACUACCGACAACGAGGAAAACAUUUUCAGUAGAAUCAAAAGAGUGGAAAAUAGACUGCUGCAACUGGAGUCCAUUUCGCCCGAGUACAGGCACUUCACCAAACGAGAACCUUCUUCUAUGGAAGCCGCGCCGCCGAAGAAGAUCAGAAAGAAAUCGUAUUCGGCGCAAGAAUUAAGUGCGUUCAUUCAAAAGAUUAAGGAUGGCAGCGAAUUUAGCUAAUAAAAACCUAAUUAAUUAUUA
Drosophila simulans is the source of this 1129-nucleotide messenger RNA. It is a transcript of the gene Mocs2B, whose product is annotated as molybdopterin synthase catalytic subunit. The transcript has 5 exons. Gene Ontology annotation, cellular component: cytosol. NCBI's taxonomy places the organism in Eukaryota, Metazoa, Arthropoda, Insecta, Diptera, Drosophilidae. Bases 5 to 1108 code for a protein of 367 amino acids. Gene Ontology annotation, biological process: Mo-molybdopterin cofactor biosynthetic process. Gene Ontology annotation, molecular function: molybdopterin synthase activity. The record is from RefSeq and is a predicted model, not a curated record.